Messenger RNA from Arvicanthis niloticus (Nile rat), 2059 nucleotides. It is a transcript of the gene Tbx22, whose product is annotated as T-box transcription factor 22. Gene Ontology annotation, biological process: regulation of transcription by RNA polymerase II; cell fate specification; positive regulation of DNA-templated transcription. Gene Ontology annotation, molecular function: DNA-binding transcription factor activity, RNA polymerase II-specific; RNA polymerase II cis-regulatory region sequence-specific DNA binding. Gene Ontology annotation, cellular component: nucleus; chromatin. The record is from RefSeq and is a predicted model, not a curated record. NCBI's taxonomy places the organism in Eukaryota, Metazoa, Chordata, Mammalia, Rodentia, Muridae.
AUGGACAGACAGAUACCCACUGCUGAUUCUAGCCUACCAGGGAUGGCUCUGAGCUCUCGAGCGCACGCCUUCUCGGUGGAGGCCUUGAUGGGGAGACCCAGAAAAAGAAAAGCUCAAGACCCAAGAGAGGAGAUGCAGCUUGAGCUGCAGGAGGAGCAGUUCAUAGAGGAAGGGGAGGAGAUACUGAGGAGCCCUUCUGGGGACAGUCAGCAGCCGGAAAAGAGACCCAAGGCAGAAUCUUCAAAAAGUCAUUUCUCCUGCUCUGACGAGAGCAACAGCCAGGAAAGUCUGCAAGAAGAAAGUAUUAUCCAAGUGGAGCUUCAGGGAUCUGACCUAUGGAAGAGAUUCCACGACAUUGGCACUGAGAUGAUCAUUACCAAGGCUGGCAGACGUAUGUUUCCUUCUGUUCGGAUCAAGGUGAAAGGGAUGGACCCUGUGAAGCAGUACUAUGUGAUUUUGGACGUGGUACCGGUGGAUUCCAAACGUUAUAGGUAUGUGUAUCACAGCUCACAGUGGAUGGUAGCUGGAAACACUGACCAUUCGUGCAUCACUCCCAGAUUCUAUGUCCACCCGGACUCCCCUUGCUCAGGAGAAAAUUGGAUGCGUCAAAUCAUCUCUUUUGAUCGAGUAAAACUCACCAACAAUGAGAUGGAUGACAAGGGCCAUAUCAUUCUUCAGUCCAUGCAUAAGUACAAACCUCGUGUGCAUGUGGUGGAGCAGGACAGCAGGAUUGACCUGUCCCUGAUUCAGUCCUUUCCUACUGAAGGAGUUAAAACAUUCUCCUUUAAAGAAACUGAAUUCACCACUGUGACAGCUUACCAAAACCAGCAGAUUACCAAACUGAAAAUAGACAGGAAUCCCUUUGCCAAAGGAUUUAGAGAUCCCGGGAGAAACAGGGGUGUAUUGGAUGGCUUUUUAGAGACCUACCCAUGGAGGCCUUCUUUUGUCACAGACACACAAAGUGGAAGCAGUGGCUCAUCUCCAGUGACCUCUAGUGGAGGAGCCCCCUCUCCUAUGAACUCCUUACUUUCUCCAUCUUGUUCUCCACCUACGGUUUACAUGCCUCCAAGCUCCUUUGCGAUGACCUAUCCAGAUACAUACCUGCACAGUGUCAUUGUACCCUUCUACUAUAGAAUUUGUCCGACUAAUUAUUGGCAACCACAACCUUUUGUCUUACCUACUCCUGAAAGUCUACCAAGCUUCAGCAGUUCUCAGAUCUUACCCCCACUCAUGAUGGAAGUCCCUGUGGUGUCCUCCAGGGGCAUCAUCAAUCCAAACAGUGGCUUACAUGAAGAUUGCAAUGGGCAGUGUCUACAAGCAUCUCAUUCUGCCAAUCAAAUGUUAUAUGAAAUACAGAAUUCUGGAAACAUUUUCCAUCCAAACCCCAUUGCCCAAGAAGCAAUCAGUUGUCCUUUUCAUCCUCCCAAUGGCUAUUAUACGUACAACGUCUCCAUGCCACCUAGACUGGAAAAUGCUACCAAUCACCUCAGUGAAAAUGGUACCAGUCAGAUUUCUUUUACUGAAGGCAGCUGUGAUCAUUCUCAUUGGUAUCCAGCCAUCAACCAUUACCAUUAAUGGGACAACAUCCACGUUUUAAGACAUUUACAUUGUGCCUUGGAAAUGAAGAGGCUUCUUUAAAACUCUCAAGCUGUGAAGAGAUGGAUGGUUCACACUGUUGUCAGACAUGCGUUCUCCAUAUGGUCUGAAGAUGGACAUGACUUUAUUUUUUGUGAGGUUGAAGUAUGUUUGUGGCAGGAAAAGGAAUGAAUUCUUAGUCUAAGCAAGUAAUGACUCAAUGGAUAAUCAGUCUUUUAACUAGCAGUAUCUUAUGUGCUGACAACAUGACACAGGUACCUACAAUGCAUAAAUACAAGCAUCUGCACUGGACAUAAUGGAAGGGUCUUCUUAAAUUCUCUUAAUUGUUUUUAUUUUGCACCUUGGGGGAAAUCAUGGCACACAAAGCAGUUAAAAAUGUAGCUUUUAAAUAUUACUGAUGUGCCAGUUAAUUUUGUGGCUGAACCAGAAUGUAGCUGAAAUAAAUGUGUUCUAUAAAAACUAA